This is a messenger RNA of Acanthopagrus latus (yellowfin seabream), 1433 nucleotides long. RefSeq names its product BCL2 interacting protein 4 (gene bnip4). Gene Ontology annotation, cellular component: mitochondrial envelope; mitochondrial outer membrane; nucleus. The coding region runs from base 175 to 846 and encodes 223 amino acids. Gene Ontology annotation, biological process: mitochondrial outer membrane permeabilization; positive regulation of apoptotic process. Lineage: Eukaryota; Metazoa; Chordata; Actinopteri; Spariformes; Sparidae. The transcript is spliced from 8 exons. The record is from RefSeq and is a predicted model, not a curated record.
AUGGAUUCAAGUUGGUGUGUUGUGGCAGUUACCUGUACAGGUCAACAGAUGGCACAUGGCCUGUUUUAUUUCCAGAUGACUUGAAUCUACAGAUGUCCCUUCCUCAGGCAUUGGAACAUUCGCCUUCCACUCCUGAAAAGCAGGUGUUGGAGGAAGUUUCUCUGGAAAGGAAUAAUGGCUGCUCUCCUUGAUGGAACUGAUGACCAGUACACCAUGUGGGCCUCCAAGACUGCGCUAACAAGUGGACCCCCGACAUUAUAUAUCGCUACGAUGUCUCUCCAGAAGGAUAAUUCGUCGGACGAGAGUUUGCAAGGUUCCUGGGUAGAGCUGCAUUUCAGUGGCACUGGCUCUCAAAGUACGAGUCAUCACGGGAGCCAGGAGCAGAUCCCCACAGCCAUCCAGGAGGGGGACCUGGAGAAAAUGCUGCUAGAUGCACAGAACGAGUCAGGCCGAAACAGCUCCAAAGGAAGCUCUCAGUGCAACAGUCCACUUAGAGCGCAGACUCCGCUUCUUCUGUGGAGAGGCUCAGAGGGAAACAGCUCACAGUCAGAUGAAGACUUCCAAGAGAGGAGACGAGAAGUGGAGAACCUGAUGAAGAAAAAUGCUGACUGGAUCUGGGACUGGUCGAGUCGACCUGAGAACAGUCCACCAAAGGAGUUCCUGCUGAAGUACCCUAAGCGCUCGACCUCUCUCAGCAUUAGGAACACCAGCGUGAUGAAGAAGGGAGGCGUUCUGUCUGCUGACUUUCUGAAGCUAUUCCUUCCCUCAUUAAUCAUUUCUCACAUACUUGCUGUCGGCCUAGGGAUAUACAUUGGGAAGCGUCUAACCACCCACAACACCUACUGAGAAGGGUGGUGGUGUGUUGUGACACCACGUCACCUUGACUUGACUUGUCUUGGCAUGCCUUAAAAUGGGACCUUCUGAAUAUCAAGGAUAUGUGGCCACGUGACACGGUCCAAUUUGAUUGAGUGCCCCACGUCACUCACACCUACGUGUAGAGUUGAGGAUCUGUCAUUGCUGUUUCAUGGUGUACCAUGCACCUGAACACAACAGUGACCAAUUCUCUCCUCCUUGCUGUUGUCCCUGUCCUGACCUGGAGAUGACUGUUUCGCUGCUUCCCGCUCCUUAAAUCUGCACGUUAGGGAACUGAUGUAUGCCAUCAACAUUGCCUUUUUCUUUUUGCAAUUAGAAAUCACUUUUGAUUUAGAAUGAUUUACUCUCCUGUAUAUUUUUUUCGGAUCAGAGAUGGAUGGACUGUUUUCACUUGUAUUUUUAUUUUGUCCAAGGGAUCAUUAGCCUCGUAUUUUAAGUGAUUGCAUCCAUUGUUGAUUGCUCUAUUUAUGCAAUAGUAAAUUGUGAUUGUAACAAAAUCGAAUAUCUUGCUGGUAUGGUCCACUUUAUUCACCCUGCUCAAAAUAAAAGUUAGAAAAACA